CGAAAUAUUUUCACUUCCUGAUGCUAUCCCCAGUCUUUCGCUUCAUGUUUUCGCGCGAAAUCAACCACGUGAUAAAUUCUGUCUUUUCGACAUAUUUGCUUUGAUGGUGAACGUGAAAGUGAGCUGAUUUUCUUGGAUUUUGUAUCCACUUCUUGUUUUGUAGGUAAGUAAGAUCACUUCUGUACGUCCUUCAUUAAACUAUCAAGCCCUCUGAGCUGUUAGAACGGCCGAAACCACAACACAUUGUGUUCGAGCGUCGGUGUUGAUGUCUACGAAGCCGGCAUCUCGGAACAUAUAACGCAUGUUUAUGCUUGAAAAUUAGUGCAUUUCGCGUCGAAUUUGAGUUGUAUCUGAGCAUGGAACCUUUGCAAGGUUAAAAUAGGUGUUGUUUCUUAGUUGUAUGCAUUGAGAACGCCGUUGGGCUCUUUUCGAAACGUAAAAUUUUGUUUGAAAUUCUGUGACGUGAGUUUGGGAAAAAAUUAUACGGCUACUCAUUUUCGUUUUAUAUGCACUAAUUUUGUACUUUGUGUUCAAAAUGGAAACAAAAUUAAAAGAUUAGCCCGGUCGUUUUGUAUCGGCUUAGGGGAUGUGUUUUAACGAGAGCUAAACAUGUUUAAAGUUAAUUUUACGUGAGGUAUAUUUCACUAUUCUUCGACCGCUGUCUAAAAUAAUUUUGGACAUGUGCUGAAUAAACUAAACCAAUUUUGUUUGACUUAGCAUAAAACAUCAAAAUGUGUGCUUAUAUUGUCAAAACAAGUUGCUUAUCGGGCAAAUAUUUUCUAAAAUGCUUUAAUAUUCCGUCGUAAGCGUAAUUUUUUGGCAAUUUUUUUUUAAAAAUUGGUUUCUUCCGGAAAUACAAAAGCUAUAUCCCAUUGUUGAAAUGCGAGAUUCCCCACUGGAUUUUGAACGGUCACCUGUCGUAAAAGCUCUUGCCGCAUAAGUCCUGUACGAUUUGCACAGAUUUCGUGCUAACUUUUUUUAAAUGUUGUACUAUUAAGUAUAAAUUUGUACGUUUGUGGAAGUUUUGGACAGAAUUUGGGUCCACAUUUCUGCUUUGUGUCUGGGAAAUUAAUUGUCAAAUUGUUAAUGUUUAUGAUAAUGUUUGCUUGGUAUUUGAACUUGGUAUAACUCCAGAAUAUGAAACAGGAAAGUUUUUUUGAAAAAUAAAGUUGUGAUUUGUAAUGAGAUUAUUUGUGUUUGCUUUUUAGGCACUGGAAUAACAUUAAAUGAUUAGUACAGUCAAUUUUCGUCCAAAGUUUGCACAACAUAAAAAAAACUUUUAUCACUUGUAAACAAGGACAAUUGGAUACAUUUCAGAAAUGCUCUAGAAUUCUAUAAUUGAAUUUUAAACAUUUUUAAACUGUAUACUAUUAACCAAUCUUCCUGCUGGUAACCCAUUAAGCUGCAAUGUGCCCAAAUGCACCCGACUUUAUUGUUUUAUUCUGCCUAUUAAUUAAGCCCAUUUUCCACCAGGCGAAUUUGGGCGCGCGAAGCGAAAAACAAACCUUGACAAUUUGAUUGGUCAGCGAAAAAAAUUUGCAGCGAAAUUAAGUUGGAUCAGUUCCUACUUUUUUACUGUUCAUUAAUUCUCAAAUGAUUUUGGUAAUAAUCUCUCUUCACCGCAGAAGCAUUUUAAUUAAAAAUGUGGACUAUAUGCCUUAAUGCUUGCGAGUUACCUUCAUUAACCCUUUAGGACAAGGCUAUCUACUUGACUUGUCAGGCGUUAGACAGAGUAAAGUAAUAAGUAAGGCACUUAGCCACACUUUGUGGCUUAAUGAGCGACAACGUUGUUGUUGUCGACGACAAAAUGUUGUUAACGACUAAAAAUCAGGUGUGUGAAACAGUUGCCAAUAAAAAUUUGUUAAAUUUUUACUAGUCAAUAGGAAAGUAGUUUCCCUUUGUUUGAAGGGAAACUUGAGUUUUAGUCGACAAAUCAAUAUAGUUCAAAGGGGUUUUUCUAGUGCAUGGGGAGUAGCUACACUGUAUAUAGCACAAAAUUAAUAUAUAGUCAACAGUCGAUAACAAAUUCUCAUCGACAACAAAUCACUGUACAGUAGUCUGUGGAGACUCUUAAAACUGUUACAAGGUGAUACUAAUAACCAGUUGUUUUCAUGUUUUGCAACAGAUGGUAUAUCUUUGGAUAGGGUAAUGUUAAACACAAUUGAAUCAAAUUUUAUAAUUUUAUAUCUGGGAAGUUAUUGAUAGGGGUGUACCGGAACCAAUUUUCCGACCGGAACUGGAAAAAAGUUCCGGCCAGAAAUUAAGCCAUAUAUAUAUAUAGUCAUAUGUUACUUUGUCUGCUGCCAGACAGGCAGACACUUCAAGUCAUCAAUGAGCUCGCUUGCAAAUGUUAGAAUAAAAAGAUUGACAAACAUUAAAUGUCAUAAUGAAGUGUUAAGUACACUUUCCUUGGUAGUUCAAAUUUCUUCCUACUGUGAACUUUUAUUAGACAGAAAAACGUUUGAUAUUCUAUCUCUCUGAAAACGACAGAGUUCGGUUCCGGCCGUGCUUUUUUCAUUAGUUCCGGCCGGAACUGGAACUCUGAAAAAUCGGGGUUCCGGCCGGAACUAACCGGCUGGACCGAGUUCCGGUGCACCCCUAGUUUUUGGUAGGGAUGGUAAUUUUUAAUUUCAGUUUUCACUCUGUUUUUAGAAACCUUGUAUAUAGUUUGUAAUUAUCCUGUAUAUUUUGGGGAUGAAAGGUGGGACAUCUAGUAGUAAUCGGGGACAACAGACAACAUCAAAACCAGAGAAACAAUCUCCUCAGGGGAAGUACCAGGUGGGUAUAGUGCUACAGGUUUCAUUGCCUUAAUGAUGCACUGGAAAAUUGUAUCAGGAAAAAGCAGUACAUCCCCUCUUAUGGUUUAAUACAAGCAUUGAGUUUUAGAAGGGGACCACUCCCCCACUUAUGCCAAAAAUCUCCCCCCCCCCUUUUUGUCUUAAUAAAAUAACAUUUCCCACAUUCAGAAGUCGUUUUUGAGCAAAAUAUUAAUCUCUCAAAAUAGGUUUUUAAUGGUGUGUUGAAGUACUGCCUUCCUUUUACAAUUAAUUAUUCACAUUUACCACAAUUUCUUUAAAGCAUAUUGUGACAAAUUUAAUUACAUUUUAAUUGAAAAACCCCAGGAAUAGUGAAUGCUCAGGUUUUACACCUUUUGACCAGUGGUGAUGACGAGGCCAUUUGUUACGUCAUGCUAUUGGGUCAUGCAUAGCUAGGGCCUAGGGUAUUCCAGGGGCUACUUCCCAAAAAUCGUGAAUUUGGGAGGUCCGAAGAGGCCAUUUCCAGUGAUGUUCACAGAAUGACAAAAAUGUGCAGCUCAUUAGGGCGCAUUGCCACGUUUUACAUAUCAGAGGUUGCAGUACAUUUGAAAUCUUCAUUGUAGCCGACAGCCGAGCAGGUCCGAUAUGCUCAGUUACUAAACGACGAUGAUCCUGGAUGGUUGAAAGAUAAAAUACAAGAAGUAUGUAAUUCAAAAUUUAUUGUGUGUACUUAUUUAUCUUACUGUAUAUUGAGUGUAUAAAAAAAGGGAAUCCAAAUUUAGCUUUGUAUUUUGCAUUAGGAAUUUAGUUUAUAGAUUUUCAUUUUUCUUGACAAGUUUUCCUUGAGAACUUUUAUUUGCUCGUGUGUAUGGCAACAAGGAAAAUUGUUCGUGUGCAUGGCUGUUAUCAAAGACACUUUCAACUGUUCCUAAUUUUGUUAGAAGCAGCUUUCAAAGAAAAUUAUCAUGAAAUUCAAUGCUUGUGAUGUUACUCAGAGUGUGUAUCCACACCAGGCAGGCUUGAAAAAUAUGCCUGGCCACGGUGGGAAUCGAACCUAUGACCUUUGGAAUACUAGCCCAAUACUCUGCCAACUGAGCUACACGGUCAGGUCAGAUAUCGAAGGAACUAAACUCAGUUCCGAAAUAUUGCAUACUCGAACCGACCUGACCACAUAGCUCAGUUGGCAGCUAGAGCAUUGGGCUAGUAUUCCAAAAGUUGUAGGUUCGAUUCCCACUGCGGCCAGGCAUAUUUUUCAAGCCUGCCCGGUGUGGAUAUACACUCAGAGUAACAUCACAAGCAUCUUAUUCACCUGAGUACACUACACCAACGCAGCAAAUAUCAUGAAAUUGUUUACUGACUAAAAUAGCACAAGCUCGUAUAGUCUUGUUGAAUAGGAAAAAUUAAUAAAUAACUGUGUACAAACUAUAUACAUAUCAGCUGAGGAAUUUGUAAUUGCUAAGUAGAUUUAAGCAAAUAAUAAAGUGCCUUUUAUUGUAUGACAUUUCAGGUUGUAGACUUGACACAAAAGCCGCAAGAUGAAGUUGCCAUUGCACUUCAUGACUGUGACAACAAUGUAGAUUCAGCUGUCAUCAACCUUCUUGAAGGAAAAUACAACCAGGUAUUGUAGUUCAUAAUUUUUCCAGGCACGGAAAUGACCAAAGGUGAUGUACUGUAUGACAAUGCACAGGAAAUUAAUGCAUAUGCCUUUAACCUCAGUGAUGGAAAUCUCGGUGGGGGGCCCCUUCAAAAUUGAAUAAAAAAGGGCUAAAAACAACCUUUUCGAGUGCAAAUGUGGGGAUUUGUUGGAAAUUUGAAGGUUUUGUCGGAAAUUUGAAGGUUUUGUCGGAAAUUUAGGAGGCUUUGCCCCCCACCCCCCACCCCCACCGGAAAUAGUGAGUUUCCGCCACUGUUUAACCUCUCCUUGUAUCAGUUGUUUCUAGUUCUUCAAUUUGAAUGUUUUUGGAUUUUGGAAAUUUAAAUAUCUGUCAAGGAGAUUUAUUAUGCACCUGAUCGUUUUGGACCAAGAAUAUUUGUAAUUUGUUGGAUUGGCAUACAAUUGUGAGAUAGACUAUAAAAUUAUAGUGUCACUAUAAAAUUAUAGUCAUUGUGACACUGUUUAUGAGAUUGAUUUUUUGCUAUAACUGCUCACAGAAUGCAGGAAAUAGUGUUUUUAACACCUGUAUUCUAAAAGCACACUCACACGUUUCUUGCACCUUUGGUGCUUGACUCUGAAAAUCUAAAAUCCUAGCCCCAGGCCUGUAGCACAGUGUUUUGUGUCUGUAGGGUGAAUGGACAACGUUUCAAUCUCGUAAGAAGAAAAGUACUCCUGCUGAUACAAUAUCUCCUGUCGGUCCUAAAGAUAAAACAGGAAAUUCACGACAAGACAGAAAAGAAAACAGAGAUGGCCUUUCACAGUCAGUUGAAUAUAAUAACAGACGAAGUAAGUCCUGUUUUAUAGUUGAUGCAAUAGAUUCCUUUAAAUUCCUAUAAUAUAUGAAAUAUGUGAAUCGAUAUAUAUUCUAAUCGGGUCAUUCCAGAAAACAUCCAUACCACCCCCACAGAGGAAAUUGGAAGUUAACCCCCCCCCCCCUCCUACCCCCUUCGGAUGUCCUAAAUACAUUUACUAUUAUCAGAAACAAUUUUGUCUUCCCUCCCUAUCCGGACGGCAGAAAUUUCCUCCGUGGGGGUAGUGUGGAUCUUUUCUGGAACGACCCAUUCAAACUCGACUGGCAGUGUUUCCACUUUUGAUUUUUUUUUCAGAUUUUUGUCUAGCAAUUUGUGAAUUGAUCUUCCAGUGUUUCCACUUUUCGAAAUUAAAAUUUCCAUCAAAUUCCGUUAAGGAAAUUUGAGAAUCCCUGUAACGUUCUCCUCAUUUUCUUUCUCAAGACAAAGGACAGUUGGACAGGAUAUCUGAUGGAAACAAUGAGAGACAGAAUGGACCUCUGAAUAGCACCAGACCCCCGGGUGGUGGGAGAAAAUGGAACAGAGAUGAUCGCGAUGAUCGGCGGGGGGACCAGGAUGAUCAACGUGGAGAUCGGGAGAAUCGCAGGGACGAUAGGAGAAGUGACAGAGACAAUCGUCGAGACAGAGGCGGGAACCGAGGGGAACAAGCAGAUGACAGAAGGAAUAGAAAUGAUUUCAGGGAUCGUGAUAGGAAUGAUAGAGGCAGUCGGGGUGGCAGAGGUGAUCGCGAGGAUAGACGGGAUCAAAGUGACCGUAAUGAUAGAGGUGACCGUGGGGGCGAUAGGGGUGAUCGUUGGGUCGAUAGGGGUGACCGUGGGGGCGAUAGGGGUGACCGUGGUGGCGAUAGAUGGAACAAUGGAGAUCGAAGUGGUGAUCGGAAUGAUAGGAGAUUUGGUGGUCGAGGUGAGUUUGUGUACAAUGCUCUCUAAUGGCCUUGUUACACAAGGUAAUAGACCUUGUGCAUAAUGACGUCACAAGGUCUGAUGCCUGCGACAAAUGCUGGGAAAAUGAAACAAUUCAAAAUGGCCACUAUCGAAAUUUUCCCAGGCGAUGACUACUAAGACCAGCAUUCCUCGCGGGCAUCAAGCCUUGUGAUGUCAUUAUACAUAAGGUCUAUUCUAACCCAGUUGUCUUGCAAUCCAAUUUCAGACACAGAGCCGUGUUAUGUAAAAAAUGAGCACUACCCAUAUACCCACAUAUACAGGGUUAGGGUUUUGCAUAUAUUGAGAGCAGGCACAGAUUUUCUUGGGGGGGGGGGGUACACCCCCCAGAAAUGAUUUGCACACACACCCCAGAGGCAUUUGACACCAGCCCCAAAAGUGUUUGCACCCCUGCAAAUUAUAUAUAUUUUGAUUUGAUAGUUUCAUAUUUGAUUAUUCUUACUACUAAAUUUGUAAAAUUACCAAUAUUAUGGUCUCAGAUCUCGCCAUGCAGGCCUAGAAGCAAGCAGCAGCCCCUCCAGAUAUUUAUCCCCGCCCGAAAAUAUGAAAAUCCAUCUCUGAUUGAGAGACUUUUUAAACAUGUGUCAAUCAUAUUCCAGUAAGCACAGUGUAUUGACAUUGUUUAGGUGGUUUCAACAGACGAGGUGGGAUGGGUCGGGGUGGUCGAGGAGGAAGGUACGUUUUACCGCAGCUUAUGUAUUGAGUUUAUGAAUUUUUACUACAUACAGUACUUCUUUGUAGAAGAUUUCUUAAUAAAUGUGCUGAACCAGAGCUGAACCAAGACCAACCUACUGUAGUCAGUUUCAGAUUUUGAAAAUUUUUAUGUAUUUUUUUGUGUAUCUAGCAGAGGCUCAAGAGGAGGUAGAUAUCCCAACAACAGAUCUGGCGGACGAAGAUCUGAUCAAGUCAAUGGACCAGCCAAGGAUAAUGGUGGGUAUAUAAGGAUCAGUAGUGUAAUAGUCGGUCCUCGCAAUUUUCGUGGCAAAAGACAAUUGUCGCCGAAAAUGCCGUCGAAGAUGAAAUUAUCGAUGGCAUUUUUUGCCGCCGACCAAAUGCUAAAUUGGUUGGACAUUUUGUCUGGACAAAAAAUAGCAAUCAACUUUCUUGGGUUAACCAUAAGCUGUUAUAACUGACAUUGGGCUUUAAAUUAUUUUACUCUUUCAGAGUUUCCAAAGACCACAGAGAGUUGGGACAUUUCACCAGGGAAAGACAAAAAGGGUAAGGUAUUUUCUUGUGGAAAAUAUUGCUGUAAGAAUCUUUAGAUACGUUGAAAAGGAAAGCAACUUUUUAAAAUAUGCGUCUCUAAAUUAGGGACCAAAAGAGAAAUGUUUUUCUUCGUAAAAAUGUUGCUGAUCCAACCAUUAAAAAGUCAAAAACAUUUACCAAACCUCAAAAUAUCAUAGACAAGAAAGACGAAAUCUAUCCUUGCAAUGUUUGGUUGCAAAAUGUUGUAAAAUGCGGAAAAUAUAGCCCUUGCAAAUUUUGUGUUAAUUUGUAUUACGCACGGGAAAAUGCCCCACUUUCGGCCCAAAUGUGAUGCAUUUUUCUGCACGUAAUACAAAUUAAUACAAAAUUUGCAAAUUUCGCAGGGCUAUAUUUUCCGCAUUUUACAACAUUCAGGCCUUAAAAUAUCGGUUGGUCACGGACAUUGUCCGACCCAUUCGUGAAAUUGUCCGACGUAGAGAGGAAACCACCGGACAUUCUGUCCGACCUAAGUGAAACUGAGGUUUGUUGUUUGUCCGACCUAAGUGUAUUUGUGUCCGACCCUAACUGUAGCUUUGUCCAUCGUAAAUCAAAAUGUACCUAUAGCCCAGGACUAGAGGCUUGUAUGGUAAAUCAGAGUACUAUUGUAUAAAAAGUGAACUGGAAAUGUUUUAACAUAGUCCCCUCGACUAUGUUAAAACAAAAGCACAAUAGACAGAUUUAGAUCGAGGACGGCGAGCGAAAUGGUGAAGUGGGGCGGCGAGCGAAAUGGUGAAGUGGAAGACGAGUUUAAGUUGUCGAAGUCUUUUUUUUUUUCGCCAUCUUGCUCUUCAUAUACUAACGCCAAACAAAAAAUUCGUAAAAUCUUUCUUAACAAGCUUACCCUUACUAACCAUAUCGAAGAUCUAUUUUGUAUAAAUUGUAAAUAUUUACUAAAUUGUAAUUGUAUUCAUUACUAAUUAUUUUUUUCUCAAAUGUAAAUAGUCGUAAUCCUUAAUACUUUUUAUGCCUUAAAUAUCAGAAUAGUGCGAGGGCCGUAUGUUAGAUAACUUUUACGGUUAAUACGUUUUCCCUCGUGAAAUAAAGUUUCUAUUCUAUUCUAUUAUAUUAUAUGUAUGUAAAGUUUCUAUUCUAUUCUAUUCUAUAAGUAUGAAAGAAACAAAUUAUUUAAUAUCUUCACAACAUUUACCGUUCAGAAUUACCGUUCAUUCUGCUGAUAUUCAUCUGUGUCAUUCAGACUUAUUUCCUAGUCAAAACUGAACUGAAGGUCAUCGGACAUAUGUCCGACCCAAACUCAACGUCACCGGACAUUUUGUCAGACGGUCCUGUAAAAGAUAUUUUAAGGCCUGAACAUUUCGCGGCCAAACUUUGCAAUUUUACUAAUUUUAACAUGCUCUUUCUAGCUGUGGUGAUGGUUCUUCUUGCCUAGAUCAAAAUUUCGUCUAUAGCUGGAUUCAUGCAUGUAUCAAAAAAUGACAUUUUGUUUGUAGAUUUGAAUGUAGACUGGGGUUUACCCGAGCCAACGGGUACAACAGAGGACUGGGGAGCGGAAGACUGGGGGAGCGACAAACAAAAUGACACGUCGAACACGCCAUCCUGGGCCACCACCGUGGAUGAUAAAACUGCAAGCACGUGGGAGACUGAUGUUCCAGCCAAUCAGAAUUUAACUAAUCACAUGAAUCAUUUACCGGAAUGGUAAAGUAUUAUAUACUGUUAAACAUUGAAGUCAUGUGACCAAUCCAAAUGUGAUUUUUUGUAUGUGUAAUAUUUGGGUCAUUCGAAGAAGAAAUGUAAUUUAUACAAUAACUACAGUGAAACAUGCAAUUCGAUCGGUCAAUAGCCGUGCGGUAUCAGGCUAUUAUUAUUAUUAUUCAUCUUAUUUAAAAACGGUAGCCCUUCAGAUUAAACUGCUUUUCAAGGGGCCGUUAGAAUAUUUACAAAUAUGAAAAAUCUAUUGUACAUACUAACUAUGUAAAAAAGAAAGCCCAUGCAAUGAACACUAUACAUAAAUUAGAAUGACUCACAUAUAUAACUAGAAAUGGUAUGUUAUGUUAACCCUCCCAGACCCAUUACUCCUUCGAAUCAAAAUCCGCCCCACAAGUGGUUGUCAUACACUAUUCCUGCACGAGGAAUUAAAAUGCCUUCGCGGGAUUCUCAACAUGUCAUUGUUUCACUGUAGUUAUUUUAUAAAAAAAUUACCAAAUGGUUUUCCACGCAGGAUAGCGUGAUCCAUGCACUUGGGAUGUUGCUCGACUUUCGGAAAGCGUAAAAAUACACUCGCCUGCGGCUCGAGUAUUUUUACGCUUUCCGAACGUCUCGCGACAUCCCUCGCGCAUGGAUCGCGCAAUCCUGCACAGAAAACCAUUCGGUAUUCCUUUAGUAUCUUUAAAGUAAAAAAUCCCAUCUUGAUCAACUUUUCCACAGUCAAAGUUUCCGGAUAUGAUAUCAUUAGGCGAAUUUUUAGUACAAAAAAAACAAAGGAAAACUAAUUUGCAAUAGACCUUUCCCCUUUUAAGUGAGAUUUUGAUCUAGACAAGUCUGGACAAAAAUUUCAUUACAGCUUGAAAGAGCAUCGCAAAAUUAGUAAUAUUCCGAAGUUUCGUUGCAAAAUGUUGUAAAAUGCGGAUAAUAUAGCCUUGCGAGGUUUGCCAUUUUUCAGUCAUUUUGAUUACAAAUGGGAAAUUGAUAAUCAGAUGAUCAAACUGAUUAUCAAUUUCCCGUUUGUAAUGCAAAAUGACUGAAAAACGGCAAAUUUCGCAAGGCUAUAUUGGCCGCAUUUUACAACAUUUCGCAACGAAACUUCGGAAUUUUACUAAUUUUGUGAUACUCUUUCAAGCUGUAAUGAAAUUUUUGUCCAGGCUAGUCUAGAUCAAAAUUUCACUUAAAAGGGGAAAGGUCUAUUUACCGAAUGACAUCAUCCUGAAACUUGAUAUAAGUGGAUGGCCUCGUUGAAAAGCAGUUUCCAGUGAAGGAGUAUACUUCCUAAAAUAUUUUCAAUAAAUAUGAUCUUUCAACUUUGUAGUGAUGACGAAGCAAUCUUAAGUUCUAAAGUCGCUUCCAAACAAUCCCCAUUACUAAACCUCGAGGAAUCUGUGAGGUUUUCCACCGCAUCGAAUGUCUCCUCACAACCUUAUCCUCUUGAUACCCAGAAAUCCUUCGGCUUACCCCCUGGUAUCUCUUCAAGCCAACCAAAAGAUAGUGCUAUCGCAGCUCUGGCGAAUGCUGGUCUCAAGAAAAUGCACCAUACGCCUGCGAUGGACGCGUCUAGAGUUCAUACUUCAGCAAGUCAGGUGACCUCAAGUCCAGAGGUCACUAUGACUACAGACACGGGUCAACCACAGCCUCAACGACAACAAAAAAGUCGAACUAAAAGAGCCCCCAAAGGACAGGUAUAGUUUUGUAUUUGUCUAGUUCAA
Molecule: messenger RNA, 10779 nt
Organism: Paramuricea clavata
Lineage: Eukaryota; Metazoa; Cnidaria; Anthozoa; Malacalcyonacea; Plexauridae
Source: the annotation of a GenBank genome assembly